Gryllus bimaculatus (two-spotted cricket) is the source of this 5769-nucleotide messenger RNA. The record is from the annotation of a GenBank genome assembly. NCBI's taxonomy places the organism in Eukaryota, Metazoa, Arthropoda, Insecta, Orthoptera, Gryllidae.
GUUGCCUUUGAAAGCUGAGCAUCGUAAUGCGCAACGCCUGCCGAAGUUGGAUUUCUGUCAUGCUGACAUUCUUGCCCGGCGAGUCGCGACACUUAUCGGGAAGUAGGCGGUGACACCUACGUGAUUAAGAAGUCAGCUGAUGUGGGAGUACGCUGGAUAACGUAUUGGCCACUCAGAGAGCAAGUGAAGUUGAACGUAGGAUUUAUGGAUAUACUUGUUAUCGAUUUAUUGAACAUAAAAAAAGUGCAUUGUAUUUCAAAUAAUGUGAAGUUCUUUUUUGACGAUUUCGCUCACUUUUGAGUCAACGCGGCUAGUUUUACAACGAGAAAACAUUUAUCGGUGGUUUUUGUGCCGCGUGGUACAGUUAAAUCAUUUUCAAUUGCUCGUAAGAUGGGGUUUCUUGAUAAUCUGCGAAAAUAUUCCGAAGCAGUUUUGCGGUAUGAAAACGCAGAACUGCAGAAGAAAGCACUUAGCAUCAUUCCUGUAUCUGAACUAGAAAAUGCAGCGGUUGAGAAAAUGCGUUUUCUUCAGAAAGAAGUUCGAGAAAAGAAAAUGAAGGACGAUGAGCUCCCUGAAAUUAAAGACUUGCUAUUAAUUGAAUUGUUAACCUGGUUUAAGAAUAUUUUCUUUACUUGGGUCGACUCACCAGCUUGUGAAUAUUGUAACGGAAGGACCAAAUUCUCUGGUUCCUCCAGAAAUAUCGACACAAUACCACCUGUGAAGGUCGAGGUUUAUAAGUGUGAAAAAUGUCAUAAAUCUACAGAAUUCAUCCGCCAUGAAGAUCCUUGGAUUCUUUUGGAAACUAGAAAAGGACGUUGUGGAGAAUGGGCAAACUGCUUUACUCUCUUAUGUCGUGCCAUGGGAUGGGAUGCUCGUCAUGUUGUUGAUGUCACAGAUCAUGUGUGGACUGAGGUGUUCUCUGUGUCUCAAGAUCGUUGGUUACAUUGUGACCCAUGUGAAAAUGUGUGUGACCGUCCACUGAUGUAUGAAGAAGGUUGGGGGAAAAAAUUGUCUUAUGUAAUAGCAUAUUCAUACGAUGAUAUACAGGAUGUAACUUGGAGAUAUUCUCGUAAACAUGAUGAUGUACUAUCUCGAAGACAAGAGUGUACUGAAGUGCAGUUAUUGGAAAAGUUGGUGUCUAUACGACAGGAAAGGCAACAGUAUUUAUCCAAAGCUCGAAAACAGUAUACAACACGUCGUUUGGUAAAGGAACUUGUUGAGUUUAUGACUCCUCAAAAACCUGAUGAUGAAAUAUAUGAGUUCCAAUGGUACUCUCAUGGUGCCAUGUUGUUAUUUGUUUAUUUUUUGAUUAAGGGUCGCACAUCUGGUUCUUUAGCAUGGCGCCUUUCUCGUGGUGAAGCCGGAGAAAGACGUCCUGCUGGGGGAUAUGUGUGGCAACCAACACCUGCUGAGAAACAACAAAAACAUCUACACAUAGUGUAUUCUUGUGCUCAAGACAUCUAUAUCAGACCUACAGCAGGAGGUGAAGUAAUGCAAUUUUGGGAACAAGGUGUUUUUGAAGCAGAGUCCAUCUCUAGAAAGGAAGAGAAGGAUUGGAAAAAAGUGUACCUGGCAAGAAAAGAAGGGAGUAGCAAAGCUUUAUUAAGUUGGAAAAUUGAUUGUCAAAAGAGUGGAUUCGUCAUUGACAAAGUCCAGGUGCGUUGUUCAGCUACUGUGUUUCACUCUGGAAAAAUACGACUGCAGCUUUGUGGAAAUGUUUGUGUUCCUAUACCUGCAGAUCACAUAACAUUUGAGACUAUGGAAUUAAGUGGAUCUGAAAGUAUAAUAUUGACAGCAGACCUGAGAGGAGGUGAAGGAUCAACAGCAUGGCAACACACACAACUCUUCCGGCAGCCACUGGAUGACCAGUCAGAUUUCCCUCUCAGCAUCAAUGUUUUUCUCAAAGAACUUGGAAGAUAACCAAUUGGAAGCAUUGUACCUUUGUGUGAUUGUGUAAAAAUGUUUAAUUCAGAGAAAUUAAUGUUCAUGUAAUAAGCAACUGUGUAAUUUUAAUUCAAUAUAACAACAAAAAUAAGAAAUUUGUGGAGUACUACUGGUUUUUUCUGAUUGUUGCCUGCAUGUUUGAAUAUGAUGGAACAAAGAAUCAUAGAAUUCAUGUUGCUUCAAUGUGGAUGAAAUUUCAAGUGCUACCGUUACAAUUGAAUGCAGUUCAUGUAGUUAUGUUGAUACUCUUAAAAUGUUCCAACAAUUUCUCACAUCUCUUUAUUACUUCUCUUACAUUUCUUGAAAUGUGCAACAUUCAAUUCAAAACAUUUUGAUAGGAAAUUUGAAGUAAUGGUGUGCAUGUCACCAAUUACAUACUUUCAUAUUUACUAAACAUCAGAAAAAUGAAUAAAAUUUAUUUCCUGGUUUCAGAAUUGAAAGGGUUUUGCAGUGUUAAAUAUUCCAACUCCCAUCAAUGUUUAAAUAUUUUUCUGAAAACCUUCAAAUUCUACAGCAAAGGUAGAAUGCAGCAUUUCUAAUACAUUAAAUUAAUACUAUUUAAAUGAGCGUAUUGUAAUAUUGAUUUUGAAGAUGCUAUAUUUGAUUGAAAUUAAUUUUUCUUUUUUCCCAUCUUAAUUUAGUAAUUUUUAAUGUAGAAAAUGAAAUUGCUAAAAAUUAAGUCUUAACAAUUUUGAGGAAGGAAGAUUGAAAGAUGAUUUUUGGGGCAGUUUUUGAGACUUUCCUGCAGAGUUUUGAUGUGCCAACUGCACUCCCCAAUUUCAAAAGUUGAACCACUCAUUUGAGUCCUUGAAAAUGACUUCUUGAGAAAGUGCAGUAUUUAAUGUAAAUGACCUUAAGCUUCAAGUUUUCAAUAAGUUAUUUGAACAUAGAGCAUAGUGACUUAUAAGUAUGGUAACAUUGCCUUGCUGUGAAUGAUCUGAUUUCAAGCAAUUUAAGGCUAUGUUAGUGCAUUGUUUUAUCAUAAGGUGGAUGCAAAAAUAAAAAGAACUACUGGUGCUACAACACAAUUUCUGACAUUGUGUGACUUGCAACUUUUGAAAAUUAUGAGUUUACCAAAAAUGAGAUCUGUAAGUGUAUUUGAUCAAUUCAAGAGAAAAAUUAAAAGAAACAAACUUUAAAGCAAUUUUUGGGAAAAUCUAAAACUCCUUUUUCUGGAAAAAAAACCAACAGAACCUUAUUUAAAGAUUUCUCUUUGAGGAACAGUUUUCAUUAAGGAAAAAUCCCUAAUCUACAAAAUUGAAGUACGAACAAAUUUCUCAGAGUUAGUUAAAUGAAAAUGGGACCUGUGCCAUUUUUUUAACCUCCUUUUCUCUAUCAGGAAAAAAAUUAAAUUCCCGAAAUAAAAAUAUCCAUUUGAACUUUGCUGGACCCCGAAUUCUGCCCAAUAGAUCCACAAGAAUCAAUUGUGGAGAAAAUUAAAAGUUUUAGACGCUAGUAUUGACUGCAGGUAUUUUUUGCCUCCAGUGUAUCGUCAGGAUCCACAAAAUAUGGAUUCUGACUACACAUGUUAAUGGGAAGUAAUUAACUACAUAUACAAAACAAGAUUUACCCAGUGUUUUCAUAUCAGAACCUCACUUUUUUGAUGAAAAAUCACCAUGUUUUGCUGCAGCAUGCCAAUAUUUUCUCUUUACUAUGUAAGUAUGUAGUAGUCAAAGUAAAAGAAUUGAUGACUGCUACAAUCAUUAUUUCAGAAGUGACUGAUACUUUACAAAUAGAAAGGAAUGCUUUUGCAUUUACAUGGCUGAAUUCUAUUUAAUAAAAAAUAUUUACAUUUGAGGAGCAAAUUAUUCUCCAUUUUUCUCUUCACAUAAUUUAAUUAGGUACCAGUCAUCAUACAGGAGACUAAAGACAAUAAUUUAUUUUUUUUAGUUUAAGUUUUGAUUAUGUGAGAUGGCCCAGAAAGGUUAGCAAGUGGUUUCAUUAGAAGAAAAAGAAAGGAAUGGCAUAUCAAGUUUUACAAGAGAAUGACUGGCAUGAGAGAGGUAAUGUGAGAAAUGGCCACCAGUUGGGAAAUGCUUGCACAAAGAGAAAAAUAAAAUGGCAAUUAUAUGGUUAGUAGAGAAGAUAUUUACUCUUUUAUCUUAUUAAUUCUAGCAUCAUUUUGUAUCAAUAGAAAAUAAGAUGAAUCGCAAAAUAAAUUUUGAAAUUAACCAAGAGGUUGACGUUUCUUCAGCUUACGGUUUCAAAACCCAUGAUCUAUUGAGGUACUGUUUAUUCUAGAACAAUUGAAACUCCUGUGGAACUCUUUCACUCCAAAGUUCAUUAUACAACCUAAUUAAAUUACUGUUUAAAUACAAGGUAAUGAACAUUUAUAAGCAGAAUAAGUUUGUAAAUUUUUUUGUUUCAUGCCAAUUUAACAAAAUGCUCAAAACUACUGCUGUAAAAUAUUUAAUUUUUGAAUUAUGUCCACAAUGUUGAAGAUCAAUAGUUUUAAAAUCAUAUUUAUUUUGUUGUUUGGCUUAUCUGAUUUGCCUUUAUUUACCUCAAGACAGAACUUUUUUUUUAACAGUGAUGUAAAAAUUGGUUACCACUCAACCAAAAAUGACUAAAGUGCAUUAGUAAUGAGUCUACAUUUUGUCCAAGCAUUUUCUUUUAAACAGUCUCAUAGCAAAGGUGUGAAAUAGGUGAAACAAUUUACAUGAGAUGUGCAGAAUCAGAAAAUUUGUAAUUCAAUUAUUUUAUUAAAUAAAUUAAAUUUAUAAAAAGGGCAAUAACCCCUCCUCUCUACAUUCCUCCAUAAAUUUGUAAUAUAUCACUCAAGCCUUUUCACCACAAGGCGCUUUGAUGAAUUAGCUGGUGAAAAUUCUACAAGAUAAACAUCCCACUCCUGUUGUGGGCUUUCUCUUUUGGCUUUAAGGUACAGGCUACCAGAGUUGACAGAUCCUUUAACAGGCACUUCAAAUUCAGCUUUGUAGCCAUCACAAAAAUUAUGCUCUGAAUUUAAGUUUAGAUAACCAUACUUUAAUGGUUUGCCAAGAUACUCUACUGCACCCUUAUGUUCUUGAAGUAAUUGCAUAGACUCUAUCAUGUAGGGUGAACUCUUCAGCCCAUUUUGAACUUUAUAAAAUAAGUAUAGACUUCCACUUGUUCCAAAUACGCCAGUGUAGAUAGCAAUUUUAGCCAGUAAUUUAUUGGAAAUCAUCUGAUGUUUGUUUAAUUUCUACCUUUCCAAAACCACUACGACUUCCUUCAACACACUUAAAAUUUGUCGGUUGCCUUGGUUCGAAUUUUAUGUAACAAGUGGUAGGGUUGAAAGGGGUAAGCUUUCGAACUAAAUUCUGUCCAAUGCACAAGGACAAGAAAAUAAAGCGUUUUACUAUAGAGUCAAUAAUCUUCACGUGAUGCAAGUGAGGAAUUCGCAAGGUUUAACUAGACACAUACUACCCAAAACUACGAAGCUGUCCUAACCCAGCGGCACCCAGCAGGUUCUCUUCACACAGGUGCUUUUGUUCGAAACCUGACCAGGUCAGAGAGUAUCCAGGUUAUAAAGGUUAUUUUGAGGGUCAGGUUAGGGUGCUCCACCAUAGGAAGAUUUGCUAUUUGGAAUGCCCAAUGUCUUUGGCCCUACCCUACUCUACCCUAUUCUAUCCUAUCCAAGUGAUUUCGUGUGAUCCGACGUGAUGAUAAUACUUGACGCUCACUGGCCUGACCCAACCUAACAAUCGUCGCUGAGCAUAAAUAAACAAGUGAGCAGAUCCAGGCGCCGACCCGCACCGAACUUCACCUAUUAGUUACUUGUAUAUUAUACCUUUCUUAGAUGGCUGCUAACCAUAUAAAUGUACUUCGAAGAGAUGACGAUGAGAG